Molecule: messenger RNA, 1350 nt
Organism: Puccinia triticina
Lineage: Eukaryota; Fungi; Basidiomycota; Pucciniomycetes; Pucciniales; Pucciniaceae
Exons: 7
Coding region: 1-1350 (449 amino acids)
Biological process (GO): proteasome-mediated ubiquitin-dependent protein catabolic process
Cellular component (GO): GID complex
Molecular function (GO): protein binding
Source: RefSeq, a predicted model, not a curated record
AUGAGAGCUGCAGCCAUGACAUUGGAGGUCGAAUCUGGAUUCUCCCUCGACCCCAGUCCAGAGAUCACCUCCUUCCGCCAAAACGUCCUGAAUGGAAAAUGGCGCGAGGUCGACGCACUGCUCCUCAGGGAAUAUCUCAGGUACUCCGACCAAUCAGAUGACGCCCACAUCAACCCUUCCCCCCUCUCCCCCGUCUUCAACAAACAUGACAGCUGCGACAGUAGGAUUGCCCAAAGUCUCUUCGGCGUCGAUGCCCACGUCCUGAAACUGGCCAGGUUCCUGGUCAUCCAAGAAAAAUAUCUCGAGCUGCUGGAGUCCCGCCAGAUUCGAAAAGCGCUUGUCGUCCUACGAAGUGAGAUUGCGCCCCUGGUCACCCCGCCCAGUCAGAUAGGCUCCGCCUCCUCCACCCAGAAGCCAAAAUCACCCCCAUCGGGGAUCGGCCUGCCGUUCACCAACAAGCUACCAUCCUCCCCAGCGAACGCCGCCCUGGCUGGAUGGUCAACCAACCAGGACAAAGACCCCGGUGUCCAGAGGCUCUGUCUCUUGAGCUCCCUGAUGAUGUGCGGUACUAAAUUGAUACCUCCACAGAAGCUGCUCCCACACCAGCGCCUGCCGCAUCUGCACGAGCAAUCGAAGACGCUCCAACGCCUGCAAUGUUUGUGCCAUGUGACAAACCCUCCGAUCUCGCUGUUGUCGAACCACACCUGCAGCCGGUCGGCGUUCCCGACGGAGACCAGCCAUGUGCUGUCCCAACACACCGACGAAGUCUGGCGGAUCGAAUGGUCCCACAACGGCCGGAGACUCGCCUCCGCCGACCGCGCCAAGACAUGCAUCAUUUGGAAGCUGGUCCCCUCCCCCAAAUCCUUGGCUGCCUCCAACGGGGACUCGGCCCGCCACAACACGCGCUCCUCUCGCCUCUCCGGCCCCUCCUCACCCGACAAGAAACCCUCCUCCCGCAGACCCCAUCCUGCCACCCCUCACAGUCCCGUCCUCCUGACGGGCGCCGAUUCGACGAUCACAAUGUGGAACACAACGACGGGGCAAUGUAUCGCGACGAUGGUCAAACAUGCCUACGACGUGGCCGCCUUAUCGUGGCUGCCGGACGGCCGAAGCUUCGUCUCGGGCGGGCUAGAUGCCCUUGUGCUGUUUUGGGACUUGAAAGGACAAAACACUUACAAAUGGCAGGUCGGUCCGACCCGAAUCACCGAUCUGGCGCCAAAGACGGCGCGUGAGAUUGCCAGCAUCUCGGUUGCCCUCCCCUCUGACAAAGAAGUGCAGGCGAUGCUGCGUGACAGAGCCCAGGAGGCCCCGGGUGAUGAAGAUGAAGAUGGUGCCGCAGACGGCUUCUAA